GAUGGGAUUCCGAAGGAAAGUAGCCCAUUUAUUAACAGUGCCGAGAUGGACAGAGGAAAUAUCUAUGAAGGGAAAAAUAUGGCUCUCUUUGAGGAAGAAAUGGAUAGCAACCCCAUGGUAUCAUCUCUUCUUAAUAAGCUAGCAAAUUAUACCAAUCUGACUCAGGGAGUGGUAGAACAUGAAGCAGAUGAAGACAGCAAACGAAAAGAAAUCAAGGCUCCACGAAUGGGUACUUUUAUUGGUGUGUACCUUCCCUGCUUGCAAAACAUUUUAGGAGUCAUUCUUUUCCUACGUUUGACGUGGAUCGUUGGAACAUCUGGAGUUCUUGAAUCUUUCAUCAUUGUGUUCAUGUGCUGUGCUUGUACUAUGCUGACUGCAAUUUCAAUGAGCGCAAUAGCAACAAAUGGCGUAGUUCCAGCUGGUGGCUCUUACUACAUGAUUUCAAGAUCUUUAGGGCCAGAGUUUGGCGGAGCAGUGGGACUCUGUUUUUACUUGGGUACAACUUUUGCAGGAGCUAUGUAUAUUCUUGGUACCAUUGAAAUUUUGUUGACAUAUAUUUCUCCCAGUGCUGCUAUAUUUAAAGCAGAAGAUGCUGAUGGAGAAACAGAGGCCAUGUUAAACAACAUGAGAGUUUACGGGACGUGUAUUGUCGCUCUGAUGGCCAUAGUAGUCUUUGUAGGAGUUAAAUAUGUCAACAAACUUGCACUGGUCUUCCUAUCUUGUGUGAUUCUUUCCAUCUUUGCCAUUUAUGCUGGCGUUAUUAAAACUGCAUUUGACCCACCAGACUUUCCUAUUUGUCUUCUUGGAAACCGUACAUUGUCAAGACGCAACUUUGAUAUUUGUGCCAAAUUUAUUGAGGUAAACAAUGAAACAGUGACAACGAAGCUAUGGAGUCUCUUCUGUGAUAAUCCGUCGCUCAAUGCCACAUGUGAUGAAUACUUUAACCUAAAUAACGUGACAGAAAUUCAAGGGAUUCCUGGAAUUGCUAGUGGAGUUCUAAUUGAUAACCUGUGGAGUGCCUAUACAGACAAAGGAUCAAUUAUUGAAAAAAAAGGUCACCCAUCAGUUACUGGAACAGAAGAGACAAAAGUUGGAGGACUCCCAUAUGUUUUUACAGACAUUAUGACCUACUUCACAGUGCUAGUAGGGAUUUAUUUCCCAUCUGUGACAGGUAUUAUGGCAGGAUCAAACAGAUCUGGAGAUCUUAGGGAUGCUCAGAAAUCUAUUCCUACUGGAACAAUUUUGGCUAUUUCAACUACAUCCUUUAUCUAUCUAUCCUGCAUUGUAUUGUUUGGUGCAUGUAUAGAAGGUGUGAUAUUAAGAGAUAAGUUUGGAGAAGCAGUUAAUGGAAACCUAGUGAUUGGUACAUUGGCAUGGCCUUCUCCAUGGGUAAUUGUAAUUGGUUCAUUCUUCUCUACAUGUGGUGCUGGUCUACAGAGUCUUACUGGUGCACCCCGGCUGUUGCAGGCUAUUGCAAGAGAUGGCAUAAUACCAUUUCUUCAAGUAUUUGGUCAUGGAAAAGCAAAUGGUGAACCAACCUGGGCAUUACUUCUCACUGCUUUUAUUUGUGAGAUAGGAAUUCUCAUAGCUUCGCUGGAUAGCGUAGCACCAAUUCUUUCAAUGUUUUUCCUAAUGUGCUAUAUGUUUGUGAACUUGGCCUGUGCAGUGCAGACUCUUUUAUGCACUCCAAACUGGAGACCUCGUUUCAAGUACUACCAUUGGGCCCUUUCAUUCCUGGGGAUGAGUUUAUGUUUUGCCUUGAUGUUCAUUUGCUCUUGGUACUAUGCUUUGAUUGCCAUGCUAAUUGCAGGAUGUAUUUACAAGUACAUAGAAUAUAGAGGAGCUGAAAAAGAGUGGGGUGAUGGAAUCAGGGGAUUAUCUUUGAAUGCAGCUCGCUACGCUUUACUUCGGGUUGAACAUGGUCCUCCUCACACGAAAAACUGGAGACCUCAAGUCUUGGUUUUGUUGAAUUUGGACUCGGAACAGAUGGUUAAACACCCUAGAUUGCUUUCUUUCACCUCUCAGUUGAAGGCUGGUAAAGGAUUGACUAUUGUGGGCUCUGUACUACAGGGAAUCUACUUGGACAAAUACAUAGAAGCUCAAAAAGCUGAAGAGAAUAUUAAAUCCUUAAUGGGGGUAGAAAAGACCAAAGGAUUUUGCCAAAUCGUGGUAUCUCCCAGUUUUAGAGAUGGAAUGUCCCAUUUGAUUCAGUCUGCUGGUCUGGGAGGGAUGACGCAUAAUACAGUCCUGAUGGCCUGGCCACAGUCAUGGAAACAGACCGAUAAUCCUUUCUCAUGGAAAAAUUUUGUUGAUACAGUCCGAGAAACAACAGCGGCACAACAAGCUCUACUGGUCGCUAAAAACAUUGAUUUGUUUCCAGCAAAUCAAGAGCGCUUUUCUGAAGGGAACGUAGAUGUGUGGUGGAUUGUUCAUGAUGGUGGCAUGCUGAUGUUGCUUCCUUUCCUGCUUCGACAGCACAAGGUGUGGAGAAAAUGCAAAAUGCGUAUCUUCACUGUUGCCCAAAUGGAUGACAACAGUAUUCAAAUGAAAAAGGACCUUCAGAUGUUUUUGUAUCAUCUUCGACUUAAUGCUGAGGUGGAGGUUGUUGAAAUGUUUGAAAAUGAUAUUUCAGCAUUCACAUAUGAGAAGACUCUUAUGAUGGAGCAGAGAUCUCAGAUGUUAAAACAGAUGCAGCUGUCUAAGAAUGAAAGGGAAAGAGAGAUUCAGAGCAUCACUGAUGAGUCUCGAGGCUCAGUCAGAAGAAAAAGCUACUCUAGUCCACAGUCCAUUGGUCAAGAUAUACAGGCUCUGCUGCCUAAUGACAAUCCAGAAGAAGAGGCUCAGUUAAUCCAUGACAGAAACACUGCAUCCCAUUCAGCAGCAGUUGUUAAGUGUGAUGCUGCUGCUGCUACACCUGAAAAAGUGCAAAUGACCUGGACUAAAGAAAAGUUUAUAGCUGAAAAGCACAAAAAUAGAGAAACAAAUAUAACAGGUUUUAAAGAUAUCUUCAACAUGAAGCCAGAAUGGGGAAAUCUGAAUCAGUCAAAUGUGAGAAGAAUGCACACUGCUGUGAAGCUCAAUGGAGUAAUAUUAAAUAAGUCACAACGUGCUCAGCUAGUUUUAUUGAAUAUGCCUGGACCUCCUAAAAACAAAAAAGGGGAUGAAAACUACAUGGAGUUUUUGGAAGUUUUGACAGAAGGUCUCAACAGAGUUCUCUUAGUGCGAGGUGGUGGACGUGAAGUGAUCACCAUUUACUCCUAA
Messenger RNA from Emys orbicularis (European pond turtle), 3261 nucleotides. It is a transcript of the gene SLC12A7, whose product is annotated as solute carrier family 12 member 7. NCBI's taxonomy places the organism in Eukaryota, Metazoa, Chordata, Testudines, Emydidae. Gene Ontology annotation, biological process: chemical synaptic transmission; potassium ion homeostasis; potassium ion import across plasma membrane. Bases 46 to 3261 code for a protein of 1071 amino acids. Gene Ontology annotation, molecular function: potassium:chloride symporter activity. The transcript has 25 exons. Gene Ontology annotation, cellular component: plasma membrane. The record is from RefSeq and is a predicted model, not a curated record.